Messenger RNA from Ictalurus furcatus (blue catfish), 2738 nucleotides. Its product is annotated as gametocyte-specific factor 1. The record is from RefSeq and is a predicted model, not a curated record. The transcript is spliced from 5 exons. Bases 148 to 723 code for a protein of 191 amino acids. NCBI's taxonomy places the organism in Eukaryota, Metazoa, Chordata, Actinopteri, Siluriformes, Ictaluridae.
GGCCAGCUGCUUUUGUGCAGAAUACAGAGGGAAUGUCAUCGACACGGGCAAAGUCAAACGGCCGGGACUCAUUACCUGAAACCAAACCCAAAGUCCCUCUUCGUCGCUGGGAAGAGGAGCAAGGUAAUGUUAAUGAAUAGGUGAUGAAUGAUUAGGUGUGAGCAUUUUAUAGGAUGUAAAAUAGCACCAAACUCUUUCUGCCAGCCUGACUAUCCUGCCAUGUAUAGUUUAUUUUCUUCUCUUUUCUUUUUGUUAGAUGAUGAUUUAUUUGACCCUGACAAAUUGCUUCAGUGCCCUUAUGACUCUAAUCAUAAAAUCCGGGCAUGUCGCCUUCCCUACCAUCUCAUCAAGUGCAAGAAGAACAAUCCUCAGCUGGCCAGUGAACUGUGGACAUGCCCAUUUAAUGCCCGUCACCUUAUGCCCAAACACGAGCUGUCCGGUCACAUGUCUACCUGCGUGGAUAGGUGCUCUGUAAAUACCGACUAUGCGGUAACUGAUGAGACCCAGGGCAAAUUUCAGAAUCCUGUCAGCACCUGGACUAUUCCUACAUGUGAAGAAGACUGGGACCAAGAGGAGGUAGAGUCAGGAUCAUCAGCAACACCAUUUGUCUGGGGAAUUUCAACCUCCCAGCUCAGCCAAGACAGGGCUGAGCCAGCUAUGACCCACAGUUUAACCUCUAGUGUCAGAGCCCCAAGAAUUCUUCCCUGGAAACUGGGCGUGUAAAAGCAGAGUUCUCUCUUGCAAUGUGCUGCAGCUGUGACUUACAGCUCUGAAUUGAUGCACCUUUUAUUAUUACUGGUUUCAGAUGUCUGCACUAAGUUAAAAACUUGCUGUUUAUCUGUUAAUAGAACACAUUGUUUUGGUUAAUGCCACUGUGUAAGAAUCCUAGUUUCAGAAUGUUUAAAGUAUCGUAAUAAAGUCCAGUUAAGUAGGUUUAGUUCUUUAGUUGCGCUUCAGAGGAUUCGGGGAGGACUUGUGCAGAACAUAAGAAAAUGUGAGUGUGAUAUAUAGGAUACUGCCUUUUUUUGCAUUUGCAUGUACCAUUAAUAUUAAUAUACCUAUUUGUUUUCAAACAAAACCUUCAAGAUAAUUGUUUCUGACUGUUUUGAUCGAAGUCUCAGACGCAACAGUGCAGACUGUUACAUGACUAAGUGGUUACUGAUAGAGAUAUUGGUAUCCUACAAUAAAUUACUUUCAUUUAUUGAAGUCAUUAGGCCACAAAACAGCUUACCAAGUUUGUAGACUGUAGCAACAUUGCUUUGGCAGGUUUUCUUUAAAAAAGCAAUAGCUUCCUUUUUAAUCUUCUCUUGGUCCAAGUUGAAAAUUUUUCUGUCUUCUUGUUUAAUAAAGAUUUCAUCAGAUCUGUUGUUAAAAUAGAGCACACUUGAGUGAAAUUUCUUACAUACAUACACUCAGGCACACCUGAAUUAUCAUAAUUUCAGUUUAUAAUCUGCUGAGCUUUUGAAGCAGCAACUUCAUUUGGAUAUAAUUGAUACUUUAUGGAAACAGUAACAUUUCAGUUCUGAAAUAACAUUCAUUGAAUCAACAGAAACAACACAAUGUGAGUCAUAACAAAAACAGACAGGUGCAAAAAUUUGGGCACCUCAAUGGAAUCAUCACAUCAAUAUUUAGUAGAGCCUCCUUUUGCUGAAAUAACAGCCUGUAGUCGCUUCCUAUAGCCAGUGAUAUGUCCCUGAAUUACCCAUGGUUAUGCUGAAAUUCACACUGAACUACAUUACCCAUCAGCCCCAGCAUGUCACAUGACCGUGUCACAUGUCCCAAUAAUGACUCACAUCUGUUCUAUGUGACCCCUAAUAAGCACACCAUAGAGGUAUUAGUUUUUCAGCACCUCAUCAAGCUUUUGUUGUAGUCGUGUUCGUGUGUUAUCAUGUGUGCUACAGCUGCUCUUAUUGUCUGUAUGUUUUUGCUUUGUGUCCAUUGUUACAUUUAUGGUUCUUGUUUUCACAGUUUUGGCUAUUUGUUUUGCACUUGAUUGUAUAAAAAUCUGUGCUUGCAUCUGCUGGCUUCUACAAUCCCUGACGCUAUGUUGCAGAGUUUUUCCCUGUUUCAAUAAAGUUGCUAAAAAUAACACUGCUUCUGGUGCCUUCAUUUAAGACAGUCACUUAUUUUCAGUAUGCUGUUUGAAGAAAUUUUCUUGUAAGCUGUUUAUUUUAUUUAAUUUUUUGUUAAUUAUUAAUCUUAGAUUUAGGGAUAAAUUCUUAGUCAGCUCAAACAAGUGACCAAAAUACUCAUUUUAAGUAAGUCUAUCUUGAAUAACUGAGUCAUUGCUUGUAAUAAGCACAAAUUGCUUAAAUGUUGGCCUUUUUUUAGUUUAAAGAUUUUAGUUUUAAGAUCCAAUAGCAUUUUUAGUGACUAUAUUUAUGAUAUUUUCGAGAAUACUUUAAGAUUUUUUUUUUUGCUUGAUUUUAGUACACUUUAACUAAAUUAAUGUGUCUUUCUUGUUUCAAGAAAGGCCUUUUUUUGCAGUGUGGAAUGUACAAUGUGUAGUCCAUUAAUAAAUUAAAAAAGAAUCGCUGUUUCAUUGUUGUGGUUUAAGAGGAAUAAAAUACUCUGUGAUGUGGUGUUAUUGGAAAAUAUUUUGUCUGUGUAUAUAAUGAUUAGGUUGAAUGUCAAAUGCACACAUCAAAUUUAAAAACGCAGGCACUUACUCACAAAGAGAAUCAGUUGCUUUUACAAGGCUGGUUUUGACAAGUCCCAUAUCACCAGUUCUCUCCAGC